Molecule: messenger RNA, 1392 nt
Organism: Ambispora leptoticha
Lineage: Eukaryota; Fungi; Glomeromycota; Glomeromycetes; Archaeosporales; Ambisporaceae
Source: the annotation of a GenBank genome assembly
AUGUUUCAUGCGUUAAGUCAGGGCGACGAAUUAGAUAAUCGUUGGGAAGACUAUAGCCCACAUGAGGUGAAUGAGAGAAGUUACUUAUUACAUGAUCCAAAUGAACAUACUCAAACUCAACUUAUAAAUUGGAUUGGAAAAACUUGGCGAAGAGCAAUAAUCUUAAAUUUCUUGCCCGUUUCACUGGUUCUUAUAUGGGUAUCAAUUCCAUUUCCUACACAUGAUCCAAAUCCUAACAAUGAAGCAUACAAUGCGAUCGCUUUACUGUUAAUCACCAAAAUAUUUGACCUUUAUUCGUUGAACUGGUGGCCAAAAUGGCUUGGUGGUGUAUUCGCAUAUACCGUAUUUUGGCUGCUCUCUUUGACGCUUGGGGUCUUCAUUUAUUUAUUUACCGGAUUAGAGAAAUACACAUUAACUUGGGUUUUACUUACUUUCCUGACAAUGGCAAUGCCUUUAUUAGUGGCAUUCAUUGUAAUUCGAUCUCAAAAUCGAAACACCUAUAGACAUUCAUUGACAUUAGCACAAAAAACCUUUCUUGAAAGACAAUUACCAUAUCGAAUUCCAGCCUCAUAUCUACGCUUUUUAUGGUUUUGCUGUGCAUUAUCAAUCGCACUUCUUGCAUUAAUAGCCGGUGAAGGCUAUGCUUAUGUUUUUCUCUCCACAUUACCACACAAUGGGUGGGACGGAUUAGUUUAUGUGUACUCUUGGGUCGUAACAAUUUACAUUUUCGAUUCGCUCACCGACUACAUCAUCGAAACACGCAUAAAAUCCUACCCACUAUCAUCCGUUUUUAAACUUUACUUUUUCAUGAUCUACUUCAUUUUUUAUCGAAAUCUUUUCGCAAGAUUACGUUCAUGGAACCAAUUUUUCAUUGUUCAACUGGCAAACUCGUUAUGGGUCUGCAUCUUCUAUCCGUUGUGUAUGACACAGCCUGUAUAUAUGGGUUUGGUUUAUUUCGCGGGGGUUACAAAAACCUAUGACCAAUAUAAGAAACAUUUGGGACGCUCGUUCUUUUUACGGAAUCUCGCGGAAAACGCGACAAUGUUGGGUUUUCUUUGCUGGGUUCUCAUUCUUCAUUAUGGACCGAAUAAACGCGCGUACCCCUAUUUCCAAUUUGAUGAUGGAAAUGAAUAUACUGUUGAGCUUACGGUUAAAGCAAGUAUCGGUGUGUGGAUAAGUGAGUUAACAAGUUCUUAUGUAACGCGACACAUAUUUCGAAAAGCUUUCAAACAUAGCGUUAGCGAGGAAGCGGUAAAAGAUUUUGUGAGGUACCCGGAGAUGAUUGUGACUAUGAUGCUCGUAGUUAUUCACGUGUUGCAGGAUAUGCUAUUAGCCACGCUCAAACUUAACUUUGAAGGUGGAAAUUCCGCCAUACCUGUUCCCCAUGCAUAA